AAAAUGGGCAGUACUGGAAAAUUGAAAAUACAGAAACCCUAGUCCUACUUUUAUCAGCUCUCCUCUCGUCGUCUAUGCCGCUAUCGACUCUCAGCACAUUCCGUGCUGAGUUCAUUCUCUGUUCGUUCUCAGUGCUUACUUGAAUUUGUAAGAUGAGUAAGAAGAAAGUGCUGGUGUUCUUGGAUGUAUGUAUUGAUGGUGAUCCCUUUGAAAGGAUGGUUUUUGAGCUUUUCACUGAUGUUGCUCCAAAGACUGCAGAAAAUUUCCGUGCACUUUGUACAGGUGAAAAAGGAACCAGCCCCAAGACUGGAGCAACGUUGCACUACAAAGGAACCUUUUUCCACCAUAUUGUAAAGGGAUCCAUGGCUCAAGCUGGAGACUUGCUCAGGGAAGAUGGGAACUUUGGAGAAAGUAUAUAUGGUGGGAAGUUCCCAGGUUGAGGCUGAUUUGAUCUAAUUCUCAAGCAUGGGAGCUUCAAUGCUAUUGGACAUUUGUUUCCUCUCUUAUAAUGAUGAGUUACCAAAGCUGAAACAUGAUAGCCCUGGUCUUCUAUCUAUGGCGAUUGCUGAUCGUGAUAUACGUGGCUCUCUAUUCAUGGUCACUUUUAAUGCUCUUCAUCAUCUUGACAGGAAAUCAGUUGUAUUUGGCAAGCUUGUUCAUGGCCAUGAAGUCCUUAAGAAGAUUGAAAAUGUUGGAAAUGAAGUGGGGAAGCCAGAUGUUACUGUCAAGAUAGUAAACUCUGGUGAAUUACAUGAAGGUCGACAUAAAGGAAAACACAAAAAAACUUCAAAGGAGAGAAGGAGAAAAAGGAGACGCUAUUAUACUUCAGACUCGGAUAGUUCUACAGAUUCCGAAACAGAGUCUUCUGAGUCUGAUAGUGAUUCUGACUCAUACAUAUCCUCAUCAACUGACACCAGUUCAUCCAGUGAUGACAGACGUAGGAAGAGGAAGAGAUCUAAGAGGGAGAAGAAUAGACGUGGAAAAAGAAGGGAUAGGCGACGUGAAAGAAGGCGUAAGAAGCGUGAUAAGAAGCUAAAGCGCAGACCAAGAAAUUCCUCAGAUGAUAGUCUUUCUGAAGGUGAUAGCGGAAGUAGUUCUGAAGAAGGUGAUGCUAAAACUCACGAACCAGAUGGAAAGCAUACAAACCUGGGGAAGAUACCUGAUGGAAAUCAAUCUCAUCAUGUUGAAGAAAGGGAAGCUGUACCUGUACACCAGAUGAAAGGAGAGGCUAUGGGAUCCCGUGAAAGGGAAGAGGAUGAAUUCCCAAAAGAAAAUGGUGGGCAUAAAAACAAUGAUUUAAUGCAGAAUAAAUCUGAUAAGAGUCCAGUUAGACAACCUGAUGUGGUAGACAAUAGCCCAAGCAAAUCUAGGAGCAGAAGCCUGAGUCCUAAAAGGACCUUGAAUAAGAGCAUGAGCAUUAGUCCAAGGAGUUUUAGCAGGAACCAAAGUGAUAGCCCAAGACGCAGUGUAAGCAGGAGUGCAAGUGUCAAUGCAAGCCCACGUCGUGUCUCAGAUCGCAGUAGCAGCCCAGUGAAACGUGGAAACAGGAAUCCAACUAGAAGUGUCAGUGGAAGCCCUGCAACAGGCAAAAGAGGCAGAAGUGUUAGCGAGAGCCCUUCUCCCAUAACCAAUUUCCGUAAGGGCAGAAACCGAAGUCCUUCACCAAGAAGGCUUAACGGCAGCCCACCAAGAACCUCAUCUAAGAAAUCUUGGAAGUCAGCAAGUAGAAGUCCAGUUAGAUCUUCUAGGAUCCCAAGCAGAAGUCCUGUUAGGAGUUCUCGAAGGAGCCUGAGCAGAAGUCCUGUUAGAUCUUCUCGAAGGAGCAUGAGCAGAAGUCCUGUUAGAUCUUCUCGAAGGAGUGUGAGUAGAAGUCCUGUUAGAUCUUCUCGAAGGAGUGUGAGCAGAAGUCCUGUUAGAUCUUCUCGAAGGAGUGUGAGCAGAAGCCCUGUUAGAUCAUCUCGAAGGAGCGUGAGCAGAAGCCCUGUUAGAUCAUCUCGAAGGAGUGUGAGCAGAAGCCCUGUUAGAUCUUCUCGGAGGAGUGUGAGCAGAAGUUCAGGUAGGGUUCCUUCUAGAAGAGGUCCUAGUCGAAGCCCAGUUAGGGCACCUUACAGACGGAGCCUUCGUAGCCAUUCAAGAAGUCCCGGAAGUACAGGUCGCAGAGAGAGGUCACCAAUAUCUGAUCGUGGUAGGAGCUCUUCCAAAAGUCCUUCUGGUGAUGGAUCUCCUAAACGCAUAAGAAGGGGUAGAGGCUUCAGUGAGCAAUACUCAUUUGUUCGAAGAUAUAGGAGUCGAUCACCUGUGAGAUCAUACCGCUAUGGUCGCAGUGACCGUGACAGAUAUUCAAGUUACAGAAGGUCACCAAGGCGCUACAGGAGUCCACCAAGAGGAAGAACACCCCCUAGAUUCAGGAAUGGGAGAAGCAGGUCUCGUAGUAUAUCACGUAGCCCAAUACGUUACCGUGGCCGCCGUUAUAGCCGGAGUCCUAUUCGUAGUCGCUCUCCCACGGGGAGGUUCCGUGCUUCACCACGUCCACGUGUUGAGAGACGAAGGUCCCCUAGGAGCAGGAGCAGGAGCGUAUCAAAAUCAAGGUCAUCUAGUGGAUCACAGACACCUAGGCAGAAAAGCAAGGAAAAGUCAACAUCGCGCUCUAGGAGCCCCCCCGCAAAGGGUGGCUUGGUUUCUUAUGGAGAUGGCUCUCCUGACUCGAGUAGAGAUUAAAACGUAACAGGCCGAUGACAUUCCCAUCUUCGGGUACUUAUUAGUCUUUAUACUAAAGCAUUUCGAAUGUCAGAAUGUUGUUGAACUUGUUAAGUUGGUGUGGUUUAGUAACUUAUGUGCUAGAAUAAUUCAGAUACAUUAAUUAUGUUUGUAGUAAAUUAAAUGCAGCAGACUUUGAGGCUCUUAGGAAUUAUGAAAUUAAUGGGUAAAUUGUGGACCUCCCUAACUCCUGAGUUGUGUGGUA
Molecule: messenger RNA, 2962 nt
Organism: Ipomoea nil (Japanese morning glory)
Lineage: Eukaryota; Viridiplantae; Streptophyta; Magnoliopsida; Solanales; Convolvulaceae
Product: peptidyl-prolyl cis-trans isomerase CYP95
Exons: 15
Coding region: 466-2718 (750 amino acids)
Biological process (GO): protein peptidyl-prolyl isomerization
Molecular function (GO): peptidyl-prolyl cis-trans isomerase activity
Source: RefSeq, a predicted model, not a curated record